AUGGGAAAUAAGAGAGAUCCUGUACUAGAAGAUGUGGUUGGUUAUCAAAAGUUGAUUGGAAAGUUAAUCUACCUUACUAUCACCAGACCAGAUAUAUGCUUUGUUGUGCAAGUGCUUAGCCAAUUUAUGCAAAGUCCAAAGAAAUCUCAUUUAGAAGAUGCAAUGAGAGUAGUGAAAUAUCUCAAAGGACCACCAGGUCUUGAUCUAUUUUUUCCUUCUAAUUCAACACUUGAGCUAAGUGUCUACUAUGAUUCUGACUGGACAGCUUGUGCUAGCACGAGAAGAUCAGUCACUGGUUAUGUGGUGAAGUUAAGGGGAGCUCUUCUAUCUUGGAAGUCUAAGAAACAACAGACAGUAAGCAGGAGUUCAGUAGAUGUUGAAUAUAGGAGCAUGACAGUAGCAGUAGCUGAGCUAACAUGGGUUCAACCUCAGCUCAUUUCCACAACUUCACAACUUGCAGAUGUGCUGACUAAAAGUUUAGGGACUGCUCAGCAUCAAAAGUUAGUAUCCAAAAUUGUUUUCAGCAGAUCCUGGCAAUCGUCUUAUGGGAAUAUUGUUCGUUUAUUGAAGAAGAAGAAGAAUAUUAGUAAUUGUACAAAUAAGGUGAAGAAACAAGUAGAUUAUGGUAUGUAUGGAGGGAGAAAUGAUUAUAAGUUGAAGUCUUACUCACGUACAAAUUCAUUUUAUGCUGAAGCUAUUAAGGAUUGCUUAGAUUUUAUCAAGAGGAAUUCUCUUUCACUAGAGGAAAACCCAGUUCUCAGCUGUGAAAGUUAA
This is a messenger RNA of Solanum dulcamara, 774 nucleotides long. RefSeq lists its product as uncharacterized. The transcript has 3 exons. Lineage: Eukaryota; Viridiplantae; Streptophyta; Magnoliopsida; Solanales; Solanaceae. Bases 1 to 774 code for a protein of 257 amino acids. The record is from RefSeq and is a predicted model, not a curated record.